AUGGGUUCCGUCUCAGCUACAAAGGCGUAUCCGCCAGGUGUCCAUGUUCCCAGUCUUACAUGGUUCACAGGAGCUGCCGAUCAAGAAAUUGAUUGGCCUCUUCAAAAGAAGCAUCUAGAGUUUCUCGUAAAGUCAGGGCUUCACGGAAUUGUCCUUGCUGGUACAAAUGGCGAAGCUAUAACACUCUCAAGAGCUGAGAAGGCCAAGCUAGUUCGUCUAACACGCGAAAUCGCCGUUCAGGCAGGCCGCCCCGAUCUUCCCAUCACCCUUGGCUGCGGUGGUGGAUGCACACGCGAUGUCAUCGCGGAGACUCGUAUGGCCACGGAAGCAGGCGCCGACUACGCGAUUGUGCUAGUUCCCAGCUACUUCCACUUCGCUAUGAAUGAAGAUGCGAUAGUUGCGUUCUUCCAAGAGCUUGCGGACGCCAGCCCACUACCCAUCUUGAUUUACAACUUCCCCGGCGUCGUUGCUGGACUCGAUGUCAACUCCGAUAUGCUCGCAGUUCUGGGCAAGCACCCGAAUAUCGUCGGUGUCAAGCUCACAUGCGGUGGAAUCGCAAAGGUCGCAAAGGUCAGGGCUGCAUUCGAGCCAGAGCAGUUCUCUGCCCUUGCUGGACAAAGUGAUUGGCUAGUGCCUGCUCUAUCAGUCGGCGGCAUGGGUGUUGUGACCGGAGUUGCCAACCUGUAUCCUAAAUGCUGUCUCCAAAUCUACGACCUGUACUUAGCUGGCAAGACGAAAGAGGCUACGGCAGCUCAGCUCAAGUUGGCGGAGAUGGAGUGGGGAUUCGCCAAAGGAGGUAUCAAUGGCACUAAAUGGGUGGUUGCAAAGCUACUUGGUUACCCAGAAGAAAGCUGCCACUGCAGGCGCCCGUAUCCCCAGUACACCGAUGCGAAGAAGCAAGCUUGGAUCCUCGACGUUGUGAAGCCGCUUGGUACGGAUGAGAAGAAGCUUUGA
Phaeoacremonium minimum UCRPA7 is the source of this 954-nucleotide messenger RNA. Its product is annotated as putative dihydrodipicolinate synthetase family protein. NCBI's taxonomy places the organism in Eukaryota, Fungi, Ascomycota, Sordariomycetes, Togniniales, Togniniaceae. The transcript is spliced from 4 exons. The record is from RefSeq and is a predicted model, not a curated record. The coding region runs from base 1 to 954 and encodes 317 amino acids. Gene Ontology annotation, molecular function: 4-hydroxy-tetrahydrodipicolinate synthase activity.